Molecule: messenger RNA, 777 nt
Organism: Enterobius vermicularis (human pinworm)
Lineage: Eukaryota; Metazoa; Nematoda; Chromadorea; Rhabditida; Oxyuridae
Source: the annotation of a GenBank genome assembly
AUGGUUAUCAGUAAAGUGUUUGUUACUAGGCUCUUUGGGAAGCAUUGUCGUUCCAGUAGUUGGCCUGUUGCAUAUGAGUUUAUUGUGGAUCGUUUACGAGCAGUUCGUCAAGAUAUGAUUAUCCAGAACACGAAUUCUAAAGAGCGUUUGCUGCUGCUGGAAGCUAUGAUUCCAUUCUACAUUGAAUCGCAGUACAGGUGUGAAACUUCAGGUUGUCACACUUAUUGUCGAAAACUUCACUAUGAGCAAACAAAGGAGUGCUUUCUCCAGUGGAAAGAAUGCACUGAUGGGAAAAAUCAAACGAUCUUGGCGUGCUAUUUCUUAUACAAUGCUAUGCAGCCUUGGUCAAUUCAUCAGUUAUAUGAUUACAAAAAAAAUUUUCCAGCGACGCUCUUUAUUCAUUUGAAAGAGCUUAUUCUUGCUUUUAAAAUGGCAAACGUCGUUCGAUAUUUCCGAAUAUUAGCAGACUUGAACGGGAUUCUUUUGAAGUAUGCCGGUCUUUUACUUGUUUCACAAUUACGCUUUAACAUCCUUUCUAUUUAUUUUUCCGCUUACAAGUGUAAGGGGCUGGUCUUGCCGUUUGAUUAUUUAAUUCGAGUAUUAAAAUUGGAUAUGAGUUCACUAAAGAAGUGUCUUUCUCAAAUGAAUGUGGGUAUGUCUGAUGUUGGCUGUUACUGUUCCGGAAUAAACGGCGAGAGGAUUGUGGAUGUUAGUCAAACGCACUGGUGUGUGAUAGAAAUAGACUAUUUAUCUAAAAUAAUGGAUGAAUUACGUUGA